GCGGGCGCGGGGCGCCUGAGCGCAGCGGACAAAGGCGGCGGCUGGGCAGGCGGGCGGCGGCCCCCGUGCAACUUUCCUGCGGGCCCCUGCGCGAGCCAUGGGGGCCCGGCGAGCCCCGGCGGCAGGCUCGGAAGGCAGCGGCGCCCCGGGGGCCUAGCGCGGGGUGGAGCGAGCCGGGGGGGCUGCAGGGUCCCUGCUGCGUCUCGGGCUCCCCCGCCGGCGCAGUGACGGGCGGGGGCUCUCUGCAGCGGCAGCCCCGGGCCGGGGCCGGGAGAGCCUGACCUUGCCCCCCCCCCCCCCUCGGCAGCAGCAUGGGCGGGAGCCCCACCGGCCUGCCGGGCUGGAGCCUGCACCCGACGGGCUCCGGCAAGAUGCUGGGCUGGAGCCUGCUGCUGCUGCUGGCUUCCCUGGGGCGCAGCGAGGCGGCGGAGGCUGGCGAAGUCAGUGCAGAGGCCUGGCUCCGGCUGUAUGGCUACCUCCCGCAGUCCAGCCGGCAGAUGUCCACCAUGCGGUCGGCGCAGAUCCUGGCCUCCGCACUCUCCGAGAUGCAGAGGUUCUAUGGGAUCACGGUGACCGGCGUCCUGGAUGAGGAGACCAAGCUGUGGAUGAAGCGGCCCCGCUGUGGUGUCCCGGAUCAGUUUGGAGUCCAGAUCAAAGCCAACAUGCGGCGGAAGCGGUACGCGCUCACCGGGCGGCGCUGGAGCCAAACCCACCUGACCUUCAGCAUCCAGAACUACACGGAUAAGCUGGGGCGGUACCACUCGUACGAGGCCGUUCGCCGAGCCUUCCGGGUGUGGGAGCAGGCCACGCCCCUCGUCUUCCAAGAGGUCCCCUACGAUGACAUCAGGCACAAGAGGAGGAAGGAGGCCGACAUCAUGGUGCUCUUCGCCUCCGGUUUCCACGGAGACAGCUCCCCCUUCGAUGGCGUGGGGGGCUUCCUCGCCCACGCCUAUUUCCCCGGCCCUGGGAUGGGAGGGGACACGCACUUCGACUCGGAUGAGCCCUGGACACUGGAAAACACCGACGUGUCUGGCAACAAUCUUUUCCUGGUGGCCAUCCACGAGCUGGGGCACUCGCUGGGGCUGGAGCACUCCAGCAACCCCAGCGCCAUCAUGGCCCCCUUCUACCAGUGGAUGGACACGGAGAACUUCCAGCUGCCCGAGGACGACCUCAAGGGCAUCCAGCAGCUGUACGGUGCCCCUGAUGGGCAGCCCCAGCCCACCCGGCCCCUCCCUACGGUGACUCCCCGCGGCCCUGGAAAGCCAGACCACAGACCCCCCAAGCCACCUCCCCCCGGUAAACCAGAUCGGCCCCCGAAACCAGGCAACCCGGACCGGCCCAGAACCACUGACCGGCCCGAGCAGUACGGGCCCAACAUCUGUGAUGGGGAGUUCGACACCGUGGCUGUGCUGCGCGGGGAAAUGUUUGUGUUUAAGGGCCGAUGGUUCUGGAGGGUUCGCCAUAACCGGGUGCUGGACAACUACCCCAUGCCCAUCGGGCACUUCUGGAGGGGCCUCCCCGGGGACAUCGACGCCGCCUACGAGAGGCACGACGGCAAAUUCGUGUUCUUCAAAGGGGAUCGGUACUGGCUCUUCCGAGAGGCAAACCUGGAGCCCGGGUACCCGCAGCCCCUCACCAGCUAUGGGCAGGGCAUUCCCUACGACAAGAUCGACACUGCCAUCUGGUGGGAGCCCACGGGACACACCUUCUUCUUCCGCGGGGACAGGUACUGGCGCUUUAACGAGGAGACCCACUCCGUGGAUCCUGGCUACCCGAAGCUGAUCACCGUGUGGGUGGGAAUCCCUCCCACGCCCAAGGGGGCCUUCUUGAGCUCGGAUGCCUCGUACACCUAUUUCUACAAAGGCACCAAGUACUGGAAGUUCGACAAUGAGCGGUUGAAGACGGAGCCGGGGUACCCCAAGUCCAUCCUGCGGGACUUCAUGGGCUGCCACGAGGCACCUGCGCCGGACCCCGACCCUGGGCACCGAUGGCCUGACCUGGACAGACCUCCCUUCAACCCGGACGGCAGGGGCACGGACGCCGAGCGCGAGGGGGACGAAGGGGAGGCCGAAGCACGCCCCAGCGACCGAGAGGAGCAGGAGGAGGAGGAGGAGGACUACAGCGGCCCUACCCAGGGCAACGGCAACGACGUGGACAUCGUGGUGCAGAUAGACAAGUACACGCGGACCAUGAGCAUCGUCAUGGUGAUGGUGCCCCUGGUGCUGCUGCUUUGCGUUCUGGGCCUCAUCUACGCCAUCAUCCAGAUGCACAGGAAGGGGGCCCCUCGGAUGCUGCUCUACUGCAAACGCUCCUUGCAGGAGUGGGUCUGAUCCUGGACCCCUGCCCCACCGUGACCCUCCCCAGCCCAAUUUUCCCCCACCACCAUGGUGCUAACAAAGAAGCUUGAGAAGACGAAGCCCCUGGAGCCUUUCCUGGACUACUUACACCAAGAUUUUGCACAUUGAGUUGAAUGCGCUCGGCCAGGCCUACUCCCCACUCCUAGCAUGUAGGAGACGCCCCACUGCAGACUCCUCCGUGCCUACAGCCGCCCCCUGCCCUUCCUGUGCCUGGAUCAAGGCCGCCUAUGGCCCCCUCCCUGCUGGGGGAGAGGGGGGUUGCCCCACGAUCUGGGUUGCUCCCAGUGUUCCCGCUGGGUGAGGGAGACCACGUCUUUGCUCUGUAGCCCCUGAUCUCUCAGUGCUGCAGGGUUGGCAUUGGGGAGCAGCCAGUUGCUGGGGGCCCCCAUCUCUGCUUCACAGAAGCACAUGGGCCCCAAGCAUAUCCCCCACAUGAGGGGACAGCUGGGUGGGUUUCCCUUACGGCACUCCUGGGCCAUGGGGGUCUCUUCCCCCUGUCCUCAGCCGCCACCUCCCGCGGCUGCGUUCUCAGCUCGGCGCCCAGCCACGGGCUCGCAGGGGCAGAACUCGAAAUGCUUCCUCAGCUCGGCUCUUCCCCCAGGAAUCAGCCCUCAGGGAUGUUUCCCUUGGGCGCCCAGCCACAGGUCGUGCGUGUGUUGUCUGGGCCGCGUCCUGGCUGGGCCCAUGGAGCAGGGGGCGGAGAUCCUGGGCUGGGUGGUUCACCCCGGCAGGUCACCAGUCUGGUCACUCCUUGGGGGAUUCGUCCCCCAGCCCGAGGGAAGGGAACCCUUUUCCCGGGUGAGGUCCUAGAGGAGAGGCCCGGCUCCUCGGUCCAUCCCAGGUGCUCUGGCUCUGAUGUCUGUUUCAAGGAGAGCCCCCGCCGUUCCCCUCCCCUCCCUGUCUCCUCGCCUCAGUGGUCUCUGCAGCCCUGCUCCUCCCGGGCCAGGUGGGCCAGCUGCUCCGUGCACUGCCCUGGGGGAGUGGGAAGCCAUCUCCCCCGCCCCUCUUCUCGCUCGCCCGGACGGUGCUAACGUCUAGCCGCAGCUUUUCCCCAUAUGCAGAGUGCUAGGGGUGGGGCCCAGGGGAGCUGCUCCCCAUGGCCAUCCUUGGGCUCUGGACAUUGGCUUUCCUGGGCCAAGGUACAGAAAGGGGAGGGCGGUGGGAUAGUGAGGGGGCACGUACCAGCUGGAGAACUGGAUUCCAAUCCUGGCUCAGGUCCCAGGUGCCAGGAGUUUGAUGGCCUCAGCCUUGUGUCUAGCAGGGUUUGGAAUGGGGACUGACCAGGAUUAUACAUCUGAGCCCCUGGUUAGGAGGGAACUGGGGCUGGAGUAGCUGCAGGGCAGGACGGAGGCGCAUUGGCUGAGCUGGGUGGGGGCCCAGAACUGGAAUAGCAGGGGGCUGCCGGGUAUUGGCGGAGCUGAAGGUGCACGAGGAGCCCAGCUCUGGCUGCUGCUCAUUACCCAGGCCCUGGUUGGGUUCCAGGGCGCGCUGAGCUGGGCUUUCUGGCCCAGGCCGGCGGGGUGGCGGUGACAUCACUGUGUUUAUUUCCUGUUUAACUGUUUGCAGCUGGGAAACGAGGGAGGUAAGGAGCCUAAAGAUAGCAGAGGUCUCUGGAACCUGCCCUGGGAAGGCUGGCCAGCAGCCGAGGGCCAGCCCCAGGGACGCGGGUCGGUUCCCAGCAGGGCCUCCAUCCAUUGGGAAGAUACUCUUACCAUGGAAGUCGCCCCGUAGCUGCUUUUCAUCCGCUUCCUUCUCCCCCGCACCCCCGCUUCCGAACCAAACAGCAGCCUCCAGGGCCUGUGGGAAAGCAGCAGCUCCAGCCCCAGAGCAGAGCCUGAGAGCGCCGUGCUCGGGGAGCAAGCUGCUCAGGGAGGGGGUGCAGGGGGGGGAGGUGCGGCUUAGAAACUCUGCUCCAUAAAAGCUUUUGUGGGAGGCGAGGGCCAGCCCGGCCCAGGCUCGCAGCUUGGGUGGAACAAAGCUCUGGCCCUUGCAGAGCAGUUUAGCCUCUGGAGAGGGGGCAGCAAGGCAGGACAGACACCUUCCCCCUUUGGCCAGCAGCCUGGCAAACCCCAGCUUAGCAGACACUGUACAGGUUCCUUGUAACUACACCACUGAAUUGGACUGUAAAGAGGUGGUGGCCUUGUCCACCUCCUCCCAGAGAGCUGGGAUCUACCAGGAAAGGUUGCGUAUCGGGAGCUCUGAACACCCAACUCUAGUGGGUGCAGCUCCGGCCUUCCUGCCUUUCUCCUGAUCCAGAGGGCAGCACCCACUCUGCAGAGCCUGCCCGCUCCUCCGUUCUUGCACCAGAUGUGCCGACUUUCCCCCGCACGGGGAAAUUGUCCCAGCACUGCCAAUGGGCACAAGGUGGAGAAACGGGUGGGAUUUACUGUGGGUCCCUGAGGCCUGUACUCUGGGCCAGAACCGGCCUGGCCAAAUCUGCCUUUUUUCAUGGUUGAGUAAAAUACUGGUAGUUUUGUUA
Molecule: messenger RNA, 4836 nt
Organism: Mauremys mutica (yellowpond turtle)
Lineage: Eukaryota; Metazoa; Chordata; Testudines; Geoemydidae
Gene: MMP15
Product: matrix metallopeptidase 15
Exons: 10
Coding region: 312-2330 (672 amino acids)
Biological process (GO): collagen catabolic process; extracellular matrix organization; proteolysis
Cellular component (GO): extracellular matrix
Molecular function (GO): metalloendopeptidase activity; zinc ion binding
Source: RefSeq, a predicted model, not a curated record